GGCCAGGUCAAGGAAGCAGUAGUAGUCAAAAUACGGUGUCGUGUCGUCAGCUUAUCUUCCUUCCUUCCGUCGCCGUUUGUCGCGUUUUCUAGACGAGGAGGAGGAAGUCCAAAGUUGGAGGAGACAGUUGGACCCAGAAAAAUGGAUCAGGGAGUAGUCCACUGGAUCCACCAAAUCACAACGAAGAUCUCUGUUUGGGCUCAAAGCCUCUAGAAUCUAGAUAGCAUAACACACGCAAUUUUGAGCUCACGAAUGACGCACCUACGUCGUGUUCGAUUCGAUUCGAUCUGUUGCAAUCUUUGAUUUGAAUCCGGCGGUACAGACCAGAUCAUUGCACAUCUCUGAGUCGCUGAUUCAUUAGUACCAUUUGGAUCCGAGGCUUGUGCCAUCUCCCAGCCAGGCGUGAAAUCACUCCCUUAGACUUGGUGCCACAUUACACCUUGGCUCCUUGGCGAAUUUGGCCUCCUAUCACAUUUAUUAGAGAUGUUGAUGCGGUAGAUUUCACAUGUGUGGCGAGGCUCUCGUGCCACCUCUUAGCAUGACAUCAUUUCACUUUUUAGGAAUGACAAGACUUGGAAUGUGAACGGUUAUUAUAACGUCUUUGGAUUCACACCUACUCAUUGAACAAAAAAAUUUGUUACGAAACAAGCCAUUUCAGCGAUUCGACAAUUUCUUUGGACUCAUACCAAAACUUCCUAUUUUUAGAAUUGCAGUUGUUUAAGAAAAGUAGCAAAUUGGAGGAAUAACAUAAUAAUAAUAUACAUCUAAUACAUUUCACAAGAAAAGUAGCAAAUUGGAGGAAUAGAAUGCAGGCAAUUUUAUUUUAAACAAGAUGAAUCGUCCAAAGCUAUACCUACCUUGGAAUACAAGUCCAACCUACUUUGUCUUGUUCUAGAACAAAUUACAAACAGCUGUUGUUCUAGAACUCAAAUUGAUGUUAGAUUCUUUGUUAAGAUUGAUUAAGCCAAGUAAUUACAAGGACGGCUGAGUUAAAAACAAUCUUUCCCUCCCAUUGUCGUGAUUCUCAAAGCAACACUCAUAAUUACAAAAAACACUCUCCAUCCAUUGUUGCUCUAAUCUACUACUCUUGCUCUCACUAAUCGAAGAACAAAGCAAAAGAGUAUGGAUUAAUAAAGAAAGUGGGUUUUACUAUAUAUUUCGAGUUACUGGGACUUGACAUGAUAUCAGAAUCUGGUUUCUCCAAAUGAUUAUGUGUCCAAAUUUUCAAUAUCACCAAUAUUAAUAGUUUAAUGAAACACAAAAUAUAAUGACAAGUGCAAACUUCAAACCCGUAAUUCGACUUUCAUUUGAGGAUACAUAUAAAAGAGUGAUAUAAGAUCCAUCAGUGGCGGAGGGAGAGGGUAACCGGGACCCACCCUAGUUCGGGAGGAAAAUGGUUGAAUUAGGUACGAUAAUUAAUUGAUAUCGAAAAUUAAGUCACAUUUAAUUGAUAAUAGUAGUUUUGUGUUUGAAUCUAAUACAGUAUACAUAUUUGUGCAAACUUCAAUUUUGUAUAAGUUGAUUUUCUUAUGAGGGAGCUUGCUAGUAAAUGGUAUCAUAUAUAUUAUUGAAUCUCUUCCAACAACUCAAUUUGUUGAUACUAAAUGGUUUUUUUUUACAAAGAACAUUAUUCGAAAGCUAAAUCAUGAAUUAUUGAUUGGUGUAAGAUUUAUUAUUAAACCUCUAUCAACAACUCGAUUUAUUGAUACUAACAGUUCUUGACAAAGAACACCAUUUGAAACAGUAAGAGUGUACGACUAACUAAAUCAAUAAUUGUUUGGUACGCAUAAUGAUAUUCUUGAUAGUCAUUACUACUAAUGCAUUUUAAUUUACCAAAAAUUUUCAAUUUUGAAAUUAUAUUAAUAAAAACUAUUUUAUCAUGUGUACAUUUUUCUAGGUGGACCAACAUUACACGAAAUUCUGUCUACGCCACUGAAAUUCAUAAUAACAUUUUCUCCCUACAACUCGAGUAAUCAAACAACAUACUAUCCCACUCAAACAUACACAUCAAAGAGCACAUUUGUCAUCCAUGAGCAGUAACCGUCAUCUAGAAGGGAAUGCUUUUCCACCUCAAUCAUCUAAUCCAAGAAACAAACAAACAGACAAUGAAGGAAGCAAGCAAAAGAUCCAUACCAGUCAACUGUCCUUGUUUCCUUCCAAACUCUUUCGAUUCCCUCCUCCACCUCCCCUUUUUAACUGCAUUUCUAAGGGGGAUUUUGUUGUCUCACCUCUUCUGUGUUUUUGUUCUUACAUACUAGACUCACAUCAACCCAAGAGUUAAAUGGCAGCUGUGGAAGAGAUUGGGACUGUGAACCUUCUUCAUCAACCUUCUGCAUAUGAUUCAGAAGAGGAGGAAGAAACCCUUUCGCUACGCGACCUCCCCUUAACCACAGCCAGCAGCAGCAGCAGCAGAAAUAUUGCUUGGGAUGAAAGUCAUCAUGAUCAUGACCAUGAACAAGAUGUGUUUGAGUUCUUCAAUCCUUCUUCCUCCACUUGCCAUGAUGAAGAAAACCAGGACAAGGGAAGCAUCAUGUUCUGUGGGAAGAUCAUCCCACACAGGAAACCUCAUCAGGGGAACAACAACAGCACAGACGAAACGAGCACGAUUGUUAACAGUAAGAACAACUUCAAUAGGCGGAGAUCAUCGUCCCACAAUGAACCUAGACCGGCGGAGUAUUAUUCCAGGCAACAGCAAGUGAAAAGGUUAUGGUCAUUACCACUGCCACGAUCACCAGUGCCAUCAGCAGCCAGAGUGUCGACGAAAUCGAGGUGGUAUGUGCUUGCAUUUGGAGCGGUGAAGGUUCCAGCGAAGAUGGAGCUUGAUGACAUGAAGUUGAGGCAGAGCAGGAAGAUGAGCAGCAGUACGAAGUCCGACGGUGAUGGAAGGAAUCGAGAAGUGGUGAAGAAGGUCGAUGGGAGUAGGAACAGGAAGAGCUCGUGGCCGGGGUUGCUUGGGGUUUUGGGCUGCAGUGGAGAAGAAGGCAGUAGGGCUAUGGUUAAAUCCUCAUUUGUCUGCAUGCCGUUACCGACUGUGUGAGUUCUUGUUAACUAGAAAAGUAGGCUUGAUGAUGAUAAUGAGUUCUGUGACUGAACAGCAGAAGGAGCAAUCUUCCCCAGAGAGAGAUUUCGGGUGCAGUUCAUGCUGUUUAAUCCUUCUGUGAGAGACUGAGAUCCCAGAAUGAAGAAAGCCGUCGUACGUCUACUGAUCAAUAUGAAGACUGCAAUUUUCUUCUGCAGUGGCUUGAAUGUUGCACCUUUUGCUUCUCUCAUACCUUAAAUAGCUAUAGAUUUACAACAUUCACUUAAUUUCCACCAUUUUCUCCCUACAACUAGUAUUGACUAUUGAAUAUUGAUAACACAAUGCAAUCAAAUGCACAUUCCUUU
Messenger RNA from Linum trigynum, 3384 nucleotides. The record is from the annotation of a GenBank genome assembly. Lineage: Eukaryota; Viridiplantae; Streptophyta; Magnoliopsida; Malpighiales; Linaceae.